Solanum tuberosum (potato) is the source of this 840-nucleotide messenger RNA. RefSeq names its product early nodulin-75-like. The transcript has 2 exons. The coding region runs from base 1 to 840 and encodes 279 amino acids. The record is from RefSeq and is a predicted model, not a curated record. Lineage: Eukaryota; Viridiplantae; Streptophyta; Magnoliopsida; Solanales; Solanaceae.
AUGGGUUUCAAGGCAUUUUUAUUUCUUGGCAUUUUUUUGGCUAUCUUUUCAAUGAUAAGCUUUGAGGUUGUAGCUAGAGAGUUGGCUGAGACCCCAAUGAAAUUGGAUUAUAAGAAUGAUGUACACGAUGAUGGAUAUAAUGACAUAGACGGAUAUCUAGGUGAUAGACGUGGCGAAUAUAAGAAUGGAUAUAAAUUUCCUGGUGGCAGAUAUUAUCCUCCACAUGGUAGUGGAUAUAAACCCCCAUAUGGUGAUUAUAACAACGCAUAUAAACCUCCACAUGGUGAAUUUAACAACGGAUAUAAAUAUCCUGGGUGGGGAUAUAACACUCCACGUGACAGAUAUAAUCCUCCCAGUGAUGAAUAUAAGCCCCCACAUGGUGAAUAUAACAAUGGAUAUAAAUCUCCUGGUGGUGAAUAUAAACCUCCACAUGAUGAAUAUAACAACGGAUAUAAGCCUCCAAGUGGCGAAUAUAAGCCCCCACGUGGUGAAUAUAACAAUGGAUAUAAAUCUCCUGGUGGUGAAUAUGAACCUCUACAUGAUGAAUAUAACAAUGGAUAUAAGCCUCCAAAUGGCGAAUAUAAGCCCCCAUAUGAUAAAUAUAAGCCCCCACAUGGUGAAUAUAAUGGAUAUAAACAACAUGGUGAUGGAUAUAAAUCUCCUGGUGGUGAAUAUGAACCUCCACAUGAUGAAUAUAACAAUGGAUAUAAGCCUUCAAGUGACAGUUAUAAGCCCCCACAUGACGGAUACAACCCUCCAAGUGACGAACACAAUCCCCCACAUGACAAGUAUAAACCCCCAUUUGGCGAAUAUAACCCUCCAGGUGGAGGCCAUGAAUAA